Messenger RNA from Acyrthosiphon pisum (pea aphid), 1423 nucleotides. Its product is annotated as pyroglutamyl-peptidase 1-like. Gene Ontology annotation, biological process: proteolysis. The record is from RefSeq and is marked provisional. Gene Ontology annotation, cellular component: cytosol. NCBI's taxonomy places the organism in Eukaryota, Metazoa, Arthropoda, Insecta, Hemiptera, Aphididae. Gene Ontology annotation, molecular function: pyroglutamyl-peptidase activity.
AUUAUUUAAAAAUGUAUAAUAAUAUUAUACUAUAUUAUUUUAAAUUAAUGAUUUAAUAAUUUCUUAGGUCAGAAGUCAGAAGAUGAUUCUAUUACUCAUUAUUUAUUAGUAAAAUAAAAAUAUAAAAUCUAUAGUUCACUAACUAUUAUUUAAUAUUUCAUAUUGUAUAAUUAAUCAACAAAUUAUGACUCCAAAAACGGUAGUUGUCACUGGUUUUGGACUUUUCCGAGACUAUAUAGUGAAUGCAAGUUGGGAGGUUGCUCGAGUAUUACCGGAAACUGGAAUCGCUGAAGAAUUAAACAUAAAUUUGGUCACAGUCAAUAUUCCCGUAUCUUACAAAGACGUUGAUCAGAUUGUGCCGACACUCUGGGUCCAACAUGAACCUGCUCUAAUGGUUCAUUUGGGUGUAUCACACUUGGCCAAAACAUUGACCGUUGAGUUAGUCGCUAAUGGGCAUGGUUAUUGUGGUAUGGAUAUUCAUGGGAACGGUCCUGAUGAUAAGUGUUUAAUUAAUAAUGAAAUUGAAACAGGCUUGAAAAUGGAAUGCGCUGAUGAAUUAGAUAUAUGUACAUCUCGAGAUGCAGGAAGGUAUUUAUGCGAGUACAUUUAUUUUAAGUCACUAUCUAUUAACAAAAAUCAAACUAUAUUUAUUCAUGUGCCACAAUUGGACCAGGAUAAUACAGCUCAAAAACUAGCUGAAAAACUUAAAUGUGUUAUUAGAAAAUUACUGGAACAAGUUAUAAAAUGAUUUGAUAAAAUAUACCUUUAAGUAAUAUGAUAAUUAUAUAGGUAUAUAUAUUAAUAUAUAUUAUAAACAUUUAUAUAAUUUGUGAUAAUUUUUCUUUAUUACCUUUACUUUUUUAUUUAUGUUGUUUAUAUUAAUACAUUUUUUUAAUUUUAACUGUUGUGACUAUUAAAACAAUAUUUGAUACAAUUAUUAUAGUUAGUGGCUGUAUGCGGAGACUGUACGAAUUAUUAUGACGUGGUAUAAAUUGUUUUCAGUUAAUUGUAAGCAUUUAAAUAUUUAAUUUAAUAUAUUAUAACUCUAUAUAAAUGAUUAAUCAGUAUAGAUCCUUAUCUAUAUGAUUAUUGAUUAAUGAUGUUUAUGUGAUUAAAGAAUAAUUUAUUGAUUUUUUUUUAUAUAUAAUUAUUAGUGCAAUUAGGGAUAGCACACUGGUUAACACUACAACUAUAUAGUUAUCUUACCCAAUGGAAAGAGAAAAAUAAUUUGAUUUAAAAAAUAAAUAAAUUUAUUAAAAAAAUUUGAGUUGAUUCUAUUUUUUUUGUUUUAUUAUUUUAUCAUGAACGAUGUACUUACCUAUACGAAUACAAGUUAGAUGUAGAAAAUAUUAUAUAUUUUGUUUAGUUAUAAGUUAUAAUGUUAGAUGGAUUUACUUGUUUAAAAUAAAUAUAUAAUUAAACG